Magallana angulata is the source of this 578-nucleotide messenger RNA. RefSeq lists its product as uncharacterized. The transcript is spliced from 5 exons. NCBI's taxonomy places the organism in Eukaryota, Metazoa, Mollusca, Bivalvia, Ostreida, Ostreidae. The record is from RefSeq and is a predicted model, not a curated record. Gene Ontology annotation, molecular function: calcium ion binding. The coding region runs from base 99 to 533 and encodes 144 amino acids.
CCUGAUAUUAGCUUAUCUAUUAUCUAAUGCAAGAAUAAAAGGAAUCGUCUUCGAAUAUAAGUGACAAGUUUCUUAUCAAAAUUUCCCCAGUGAGCAGCAUGUGGCAGAUAGUAGUUCCCGUACUCGUGUUCGGAGUGAUCAACGCUGUGCAGGUGGACUUCCGUCCAUACGACCACUCAGCCGAACUCCUCUUUAAUGGAUCCGACUUUAAUCAUGAUGGCAUCUUUUCCCGCGAUGAAUUAGAGCAGGAAUUCAAAAAAUACGACGCUGACGGUGAUGGCCGUGUUUCCCGCCACGAGUACACCACCUACGUGACAACAACAACCCCCGAACUCCACGACUUUGCGCAUGCUCUGUACGAUGAUUAUGAUGUAACUGGCGACCACCAUCUUGAUCAUGUGGAUUACGACCAAUAUUACGCCAAGCUUGACGCAGAUGUUGAUGGUUCAGUGACAAGAGCUGAAUUCGUAGAUUACUGGGUUAAAUUGUUCCAAGCCACAGAACACCUUCACGGCCACGGACACCACGGAUAAAAAAUGAACUAAUUCAAUUGAAAUAAAUCAUUCUUUAUAACUUGA